Molecule: messenger RNA, 1222 nt
Organism: Vitrella brassicaformis
Lineage: Eukaryota; Vitrellaceae
Source: the annotation of a GenBank genome assembly
AAAGAACAUUCAGAUCAGAGCGCAUCAACACAGACAACGAAGCACUCUGGUCAGGUCUGUGGACGAGCGACUCACCCAACACGAAUCCCUAACAGACAUGGACGACUGCCGAGCCACACACACACGCACACAACACGUGUAUCUCUCUGUAGACUUAAUGAAAGAAUAAUGACGCACACGCCACAGGCAGACGAGUGCAUGCAGUAGGUGCACCACAGCCAGCGGGUCAGAAAAUCACGGAUUCUCUACGUCUGGCUGUCUCGUCUACCUGCUGCACCCCCCACUCAGAGCACAGCACCUAUCAUCCCACUCGCUCUUCAAGGGGGGGCAAGGUAGCGCGCCGUUGGGUAGCCCCGAGCACAUACAGUCCGGCAUCGUGUUCAUCUGUUCGAAGCACUUCUUCGCGCAGGCGAGAGGCCUCAAAAAGUCGGGGACCUGUGCGAGUGCCAUGCAGCCUCCGGCCUGACGGACCGCGUCACAGGUCUUCGCGCACGCCUGGACCCACACUUCUUGGAUCUUCCUGUCGCAGCAAGGACUACUUGGCCCGCAGCCGGUGGGAGUGGUCGGGGGGGGAUUGGGCGCGGGCGGAGUGCAAAUGUUGGAGGGGACGCAGUUCAACCAGCAGCUGUCGUCCCUAGGACCGCAGGUGUUGCAGCAGCGUUGCAGGCGUCGAAGGGAUCCACGAACACCUGCAUGGUGAAGCGGGCACACACAGUGACAACACGUCACGACGGGGGGAACUGUGCUGUUUCCUUACCGUCUUGUGUGGUGUUUUCGGCGGCGUUGUGGGUUUCGGUGGCGUUCUGGUGGUCGGCGGCGGUAGGCAAAUCGCUUGUAGCGGCGCGGAGGGCGGGGCAAGCGAUCACACCACCAGCCAGCAGAAGGGCGCUAACAAGGCACAGCAGCAUCUUCAUUGUCACGAGAUAAGAGAUGGACACGAGGCCUCAAGUGGUCGAAAUAGACUUCGUCGUUCGCUGACAAGACAAGAUGGAAGAGGCCGUUGCUCCAGCAGAUGCCGACAGAUCUGAGUAGCCCGGGAGGGCGAAGGCCGCUUGUGUGGGUGAAGACAGAGACAGAGAAGACAGAGAAGAGGGUGCUCUGAGCUCUCUCCAUUCUCUCACACCUGUAGCUCAGCUCGCACCUGUCGGAGGCUGAGCUCCUCGAAGAAGGACGAGAGAUCCACAUCGCCUGCGACGAACAAACGAACGAAGGAGAUGCAAGC